This is a messenger RNA of Macrosiphum euphorbiae (potato aphid), 630 nucleotides long. Lineage: Eukaryota; Metazoa; Arthropoda; Insecta; Hemiptera; Aphididae. The record is from the annotation of a GenBank genome assembly.
AUGAGUUUAAAAUAUAUUAAGAGUGAAAGAGGCACCAACAUUUUGGCGGAUGGUGGAUACAUGUACCAGCGUGAAUGCAAUAAGCCAGAAAAAAUCAUUUGGCGAUGUGUGCAAUACAAACAAAAAUGUAGAGGAAGAGUUCAUGUAUCUAAUGGUGAAAUAAUAAAAUACACGGACCAUAAUCACAUUCCGGAUAUUUCUAAAAUUGAAGCCAAAAUACAGGUCAAUGAAAUGAAAGAAAAAGCCAGAAGUACAUGUGAAUCGACACACUCAGUUCUUGGAACAAUAGCACAGGUAGAAAUGUCAGUAGCUGGUCAACUACCUAGUAUCGCCUCAUUAAAACGAACUAUACAACGUGUUCGUCAAACUGAGCUAUCAGCUCCGUCAAAUCCAGUCGACUUUAAUUUUGAUAUUCCGGAAAAAUUUCAUUUAACAACUGAUGGGGAACUUUUUCUUCAGUAUGAUAGUGGGUCCAAUGAUUCUAAACGUAUUUUAAUAUUUGCAACAAACCGAAAUUUUGAACUAAUGGAAAAUAGUGAACACUGGUUUUGUGAUGGAACAUUUUCUAGUGCUACAUCAAUAUUUUCCCAAUUAUAUAUACCAUUCAUGGAAUACAUUAUUCAAACGUGA